Molecule: messenger RNA, 1176 nt
Organism: Coffea arabica (coffee)
Lineage: Eukaryota; Viridiplantae; Streptophyta; Magnoliopsida; Gentianales; Rubiaceae
Source: RefSeq, a predicted model, not a curated record
AUGCUAGAGGUGGAUAACCCUCCACAUAUGCUGGUGGCAGAAUUUUUUUCGAACACGGGUUGGAAUAGUGGUAAGCUCAAGCAAUGGAUCCCGGAUUACUUGGUUGUGCAGAUUUGCCAGCGGCAGCUGUUUCCCGAGCUUGCUAAUGAAAUGGUUUGGAUCCCCUCGACUUCUGGGCAUUUUUCUGUUAAAUCGGCCUGGGAGGGUCUUCGGCAAAGGAAAGGUUCCUCAAUGCUAUUUCGCCUCCUCUGGAAUGAUAUUCUUCCACUCAAGGAGGAGGAGUCACUCAACCACCUGUUUCUCAAGGGGCCAGUUGCUUCAAGAGUGUGGGAGCACUUUGGACGACGGUUUGGCAUAUUGGAUGUGGUGCGUUACUCACUAGCGUCGGUAUGGAUGUCAUGGUUUGAUUCAGUAUCACCAGGCCAGGUGGACCAUAUUCGUACGGUCGUGCCGACUCUGAUAUUAUGGUCUUUAUGGAAGCUAAGAAAUCAUGCUAGGUUCGAAAAUCUAGCCUUCAGUGCUCAACAGGUCAUUGUCAUGGUUAAUGUGUUUGUUGAUCAAUUGGGGGCUGCUAGGAUCCUUAAUGCCACGCACUUUAGAGGGGAUGGAAACAACCCGUGGGCUGCUUGGGUUGGUAGGCAAGCAAGACGGGUUGAAUGUCGGACUGUUUCCUGGCAGAGACCCUCUCCGCACUACUAUAAACUCAACACAGAUGCCAGUGUUUACCAGGGGCGUGCGUUGGGAGGAGGUCUCCUUCGCAAUAUGGAUGGGAACCUGGUUUUCGCCUUUUAUAAGGAAUUUGGGGAGUCAGAUGUUCUAAUGGCUGAAAGUCUGUCACUAAUGCAUGAUCUCCUGUUAUGCUCGGAGAGACAGGCCCAAAACUUGUUGGUGGAGGUUGACUCAGAGACUCUUGUUCGUUUACUCCUAUCAAGGAUGGUAGGCAGGUGGCCUCUCUGCAAUGUUCUCAGAAGAAUACAUGGACUGCUUUUCGAUUCCUCUUCUUCAAUAAGGCACGUGUAUAGGGAGAUUAAUGGUACAACAGACAGCCUAGCAGGUCUACGGCUGCCGCAGGAUACUUUCUUCCCCUCCUACCUGCACCUCCCUCUGUCGGUUAGAACAUCUCUACUUCUAGAUAGCAGGAGUUUCCCACACGUUCGUCUGUGCGCGAGUCUGUAA